Molecule: messenger RNA, 2889 nt
Organism: Cucurbita maxima (winter squash)
Lineage: Eukaryota; Viridiplantae; Streptophyta; Magnoliopsida; Cucurbitales; Cucurbitaceae
Product: urease
Exons: 18
Coding region: 180-2681 (833 amino acids)
Biological process (GO): urea catabolic process
Cellular component (GO): urease complex
Molecular function (GO): urease activity; nickel cation binding
Source: RefSeq, a predicted model, not a curated record
CUAAUUGUUUUAGUGCAAGUCUACAACACUUUCUGUAGUUAUCUCGCUCCACUUGCGUGAAUCAACGAGCUCGCGCUUCAAAAUCGCGAAGAGAGCACCAUUCCGGAGCUUUGCUUCUGAAACAGAUCGAACGAACGACGUUCUUCGACAUUAAUUUGAGCUGCGGGCGUGCGAAAAGAAUGAAGUUGACUCCAAAGGAGGUGGACAAACUAAAUCUGCAUAAUGCGGGAUUUCUAGCACAGAAGCGUCUUGCGCGUGGCUUGAGGCUGAAUUACGCUGAAGCUGUAGCACUUAUUGCCACACAGAUUCUGGAGUUUGCUCGCAAUGGUGAUAAGAGCGUGGCAGAAUUGAUGGAAUUGGGACCAAAACUCUUAGGAAGGAGACAAGUUCUUCCGGCUGUUCCACAUCUUGUGGAUUCUGUGCAGGUUGAAGGAACUUUUCGUGAUGGGACGAAGUUAGUCACAGUUCAUAAGCCCUUUGAAGAAGAAAAUGGGAACCUAGAGCUAGCAUUGGACGGUUCUUUCCUUCCAGUGCCUUCGCCAGAAAAGUUCCCUUUGAUGGAAAAUAGUGCGGUGCCUGGUGAGAUUAUCUGUCCAGAUGAAAAGAUUGCUAUUAAUGUUGGACGGAAAGCUGUAAUACUCAGUGUCGUCAAUAAGGGAGACAGACCAAUUCAGGUUGGCAGUCACUAUCACUUUAUUGAGGUGAAUCAUUCCUUGGUUUUUGAUCGAGCAAAAGCUUAUGGCAUGCGUCUCAACAUUUCAGCAGGAUCAGCUACACGAUUUGAGCCAGGGGAUUCAAAAUCUGUCAUACUUGUAGCUAUUGGUGGUAACCAAGUUAUCAGAGGGGGAAAUGACAUAUGUGAUGGUCCGGUUGAUAGUUCUAAAUUAAAAGAUGUGAUGGAAGCUGUGCAUUCUAGAGGAUUUGGAGAUGUGGAAGAAAGCAAUGCUAGAGAAGGCAUCACUGGAACGGAUGAUGAAUUCACCACCAGACUUUCUCGUGAGGAUUAUGCCAACCGGUAUGGUCCUACCACUGGUGACAAAGUUCGACUUGGUGACACAGAUUUAUAUGCCGAAAUCGAACAUGAUUUCACUGUUUAUGGAGAUGAGUGUGUAUUUGGAGGUGGAAAGGUAAUUAGAGAGGGAAUGGGCCAAUCCUGCGGGUUUCCGCCAGCUUUAUCCCUUGACACUGUAAUAACCAAUGCAGUCAUCAUUGAUUACUGCGGAAUUUUCAAGACAGAUAUUGGUAUCAAAGAUGGCUUAAUUAUGACCCUUGGAAAAGCUGGCAAUCCUGAUGUCAUGGAUGGUGUUUGUCCUGAUCUGAUUAUUGGGGCCAAUACUGAGGUUAUUUCUGCAGAAGGAUUACUGGUUACUGCAGGUGCUAUAGAUUGUCAUGUGCACUUCAUAUGCCCUCAACUGGCAUAUGAAGCAAUAUCAAGCGGCAUCACAACGAUGGUGGGAGGUGGAACUGGGCCUGCCGCAGGAACUUGUGCUACCACUUGUACGCCAUCUCCAGUGCAGAUGAGGAUGAUGCUGCAAUCAACUGAUGACCUCCCCUUGAAUUUCGGCUUUACAGGAAAAGGGAACAGUUCGAAGCCAGAUGAGCUAUAUGAAAUAGUACGCGCAGGAGCAAUGGGGCUGAAGUUACAUGAAGAUUGGGGAACUACUCCUGCUGCAAUUGACAAUUGCUUAACUGUGGCAGAAAAAUAUGACAUUCAGGUGAAUAUUCACACCGACACGUUGAAUGAAUCUGGAUUUGUCGAACAAACAAUCGCAGCUUUUAAGGGAAGAACCAUACACACUUACCACAGUGAAGGAGCUGGAGGUGGUCAUGCUCCAGAUAUCAUUCGAGUGUGUGGUGUGAAAAAUGUUCUGCCUUCAUCAACUAAUCCUACACGACCAUUCACGAUCAACACUGUAGAUGAACACCUUGACAUGCUGAUGGUGUGCCAUCAUCUCGAUCGCAAUAUUAAGGAAGAUGUAGCUUUUGCGGAAUCAAGGAUAAGGAAGGAAACCAUUGCUGCAGAAGAUAUUUUGCAUGAUAUGGGGGCAAUCAGUAUCAUAUCUUCUGAUUCACAGGCGAUGGGUCGCAUAGGAGAGGUUAUCUCAAGAACGUGGCAAACUGCACAUAAAAUGAAGUUGGCAAGGCCGUCUCCAUCAGACAAUGACAACUUUCGGAUCAAGCGAUACAUAUCCAAAUAUACCAUAAAUCCAGCCAUAGCAAACGGGUUUUCUCAGUACGUUGGUUCAAUAGAGGCAGGGAAGUUGGCUGAUCUUGUUCUCUGGAAGCCAUCCUUUUUUGGGGCAAAACCAGAAAUGGUGAUCAAAGGUGGUGUAAUUGCAUGGGCAAACAUGGGUGAUCCGAAUGCAAGUAUUCCUACUCCCGAACCGGUACUGAUGAGGCCAAUGUUUGGAUCCUUUGGAAAGGCUGCAAGUACCCACUCAAUUGCCUUUGUCAGCAAGGCAGCUGUUAACGUAGGAGUUAAAGCCAUGUACGGACUAAAAAAGAGAGUUGAAGCUGUAGACAACAUUAGGAAACUGACUAAACUUGACAUGAAGUGGAAUGACGCCCUUCCGCUCAUCGAAGUAGAUCCCGAAACGUACACGGUGAAAGCCGAUGGCGAGGUUCUUACCUGCCAGCCCGCCGCUUCUGUUCCUCUUUCUCAAAAUUACUUCUUUUUCUAGACUUCCCUUUUAACUCUCCAUUGUCAUAACUUUCCUUCUGCAUUUCCAAUUUUGAAGUAGGUGGUACUUUCAGAAUAAGGCCACAUAUAAGCUUUCUGAUAUGGAGGAAUGCCAAUGGCCUCGGUUCUUUACCUCUCUCUUCAAACUAUUUGUUUCUAAAUAACAUUACGUUUGAAACCCACAAUUCUGUGUGUUUCUAAUCAAUUCA